This is a messenger RNA of Scophthalmus maximus (turbot), 3208 nucleotides long. RefSeq names its product free fatty acid receptor 3. The record is from RefSeq and is a predicted model, not a curated record. Gene Ontology annotation, molecular function: bioactive lipid receptor activity. The transcript has a single exon. NCBI's taxonomy places the organism in Eukaryota, Metazoa, Chordata, Actinopteri, Pleuronectiformes, Scophthalmidae. Gene Ontology annotation, biological process: positive regulation of calcium ion transport; positive regulation of insulin secretion; response to fatty acid. Bases 1441 to 2463 code for a protein of 340 amino acids. Gene Ontology annotation, cellular component: plasma membrane.
AUGUUUGGCAUCUGAAUGUAUUUGAAUGUGUUUCAGUUUGUCUCACGUUCACGUCUGGCCAGGUCGUUACUUUUGUCGGCCAUUAGCUUUAAUGGCCUUGUUUGGCCUCGUUGUGUUGUUUGAUCAAGGAGAAAAAGAAAAAAGAAUCUGGUAAACAGGUCCCCCCCGAGACUGUAAACCCGCGUAACGCUCACCUGCCUCUGCAGUAAUGUCUUCAAAUGGAUGUGUUUGUGUCAGUCGCCGCUUUUUAUGAGGACUUGGCGCUGGAAGAGAUUUUGAUUUUAAAUACGUUUGCAUAGGAAAUCUUGUGUGAUUAAACAAAUGUCUGAUCAUCAGUCUUCACCACACCUUCAGAGAAAAAAAACAUACAGCAUUUGUAGUUAUGCUUCACUUUAAUCAGCUCGACUAAGUAAAUCAUGCAAAUGCUCUUAAAAGCAACAGCUUUUGUUUUGGCAUCUUGAUAUAUAUAAUAAUAAUAAUAAAAACGGAGUCCUGGAAAAACAUCGGAAAGUGAUGAGACGCGAAGAAAAGUUGUGAUAAUGUCACUUUCCUUUUUUUUAAAGUAACGAUAUAUAUGUCGUCAUUACUUUGCAGACUUUCACGACAUGGUUAGAAAAAAUUGACGAGAUGUCACACACAUUUGAAAUUUUUGAAAAUUAGAUCAAUGGCCGAAUCGAAUGCGGGAGCAGCUGUGUUUUGAUUCCUGCCGCAGAUCUUUUCUCGUGAAGAGGUUUCUCCGUAUCCGCCGUCCCGUGCUAAUUAGUUGUUUUUUUUCCCCCUCUUCUGUCACACACACACAGCUCCAUUCUCCGCCAUAAAACUGGGCCACAUGCCAAGAACAAGUCACCGUUUCCUUUAAAGCUCAGACGCUCUAAUCGCAAAUCGACCAUCAACUUCAGGGCAUUUAUGACUUUACUGCCCCGGCCCCUCCAUGUCAUUUUAAACAGCCUCAGCCUUAUAGGGGAAGGCCAUGUGCUUCCUGACAUGCUGGAUUAUUCUGAAUCAUUUCACUUAAGGGUCCAGAUGCUACCUGUCUGUUGCCCUCCGCUGAGAGGGCAAUUAAAGCAGCCUGGUGCCUGCUAAAUGCCCCCUGCUUUCUGCAUGAGCGGAUGCGUCUCCUUAUCUUGCGCCUCUUGUCGUGAUGUCGUGCGCACCCUGCCCUCGCCGUGCCCACGCGCAUCAGCACCGCUGUGGCCACCGCCUUCUUUUUCUUUGUUUUUUUCCGCCGUCACAUGUCACAGACAUGGUUGCUUCUUCUGUCAGAGCCGUCUCUGAACGUGACGGAGGGAGAAACUCGGCUUGGGAAAACGGACAGUGUUGACCUUUUUCCAAAGAUGUGGGGAGGACACGUGAACAUGUCUUAGAGUUGGAGACUUUCUUUUCAGUUUGAAUUUUUUCUUUGAUUUAUCUUUGUCAUGGUGAAUUGGAGGCCGUGCUGCCAUGUCCCAAACUGAAGAGAUGCACGUGGCGUUCAAGGACUGCUUCGCCCUCUCCGUCUACACCUUCACCUUCCUGCUGGGCCUCCCUUCCAACCUGCUGGUCCUCUUCGUGUACGUGCGCAAGGCCUGCAAGCGCGGCGCCACGCCCAACGUGGUCUACGCCCUCAACCUGUGCCUGGCCAACCUGCUGCUCGUGGCCUGGCUGCCCGUCAAGGCCAUGGAGACUCUGCUUCAGGACUGGAGGCUGCCGCCGGCCGUCUGCCCCAUGUACAACUUCUUCCUCUUCUCCUCGCUGUACAGCAGCUGCCUUUUCAUCACCGCCGUGACGGUGGGGCGCUACCUCAGCAUCGCGUUCCCAAUCAUCUACAAGAGAUACCGCCACGCUCGAAUCUCCUGCUUCAUCAGCGCCGCCCUCUGGGCGUUGGUGCUGCUGCACCUCAGCUUCGCUCUGGGGGCCGAAGAAGGGGCGAACUUUGUCUCCGUCAAGGAUGACGCCUUAGCGUGCUACGACAACUUCACCGACACUCAGCUGGCUGUUCUGCUGCCUCUGCGUCUGGAGAUGGCCGUCGUGCUGUUUCUCUUGCCACUGGUCGUGACGUCCUUCUGCACGCUGCGUUGCGUCACGCUGGUGUGGCGCUCGAAUCUGCCCCUGAUGGGGAAGCGAAGGGUCCUGACCGUGGCGCUCUCCACCCUCGCCGUGUUCGUGGUGUGCUACGCGCCCUACAACGCCUCGCACAUUGUGGGGUUCGCGUCGAAGGAAAGUGUGAGGUGGAGGACGUACGCCAUGCUCACGAGCUCCUGUAACGUUUUCCUGGAACCCGCGGUCAUGCUGAUGCUGUCGCCGGCGGUGUCCAGGGGCUUCAUGGGAAGAAUCUGUGGACGGCAGAGUCACUUCAGCAGGAUCGAGGGGGUCCGGCAUCGGUGUCAGAACGCCGACGGUGUCGCGAAUGUCAGGGCGCCGCCUACGCUCUCCGAGAGGAGCCAGGCGGGGGGAGCAGAGGUGACUAAAGUCAGUCAGGAGUGAGGUCACAGGGUCGUGGGGACCUUGGGAAAGAUUAAUCGAAAAGGAAAAAACAUUCAUGGACACUGUGAUGGAUGGACGACCGUCCUUCGUGUGUGCCUUCCAACAUUCCCGCAAAGUCUAGCAUCAUCACUGCUAUCCGACUAGAUCCAGCACCGACGAAUAAUCUACACAACAUCUCUUUUUGCAAGUUUUGCAAGUCAGAAGUAUUGACAUAUUCAGUGUUAUGUGUUUCGACCAAUGGGAAUGGUCUAACGUGUCGCAAACUUGUCAGUAAAAGGGAAAUAUUUGCAGACCUGGAAAACUAUGGGGUUGUUUUCUUACCAGGGGAAAUGCAACGUCAUUGAAAUGUAACAAGGAUAAUGUCAACAAGGCUUAUUUCUCAAACAAGGUCAUUGAACCUUAUGUCGGACUAUUAGCUUGGUGACAAAUGGCUCCAUCUGGUGUCUUGUCAGUCACUGUCCCACACUGGAACAAGGGAAUCGCUUCAACACACGUCAUGUUCUCCUGUGGGAAGUGUUUGAUAGGUUGACGUGAACAGAGGUUUCUCACAGGCGUAACUAAAUAUCAUUAAUAUUCAAUAUCAUUAAUAUUCAGUGAAAGGGCCCUGGCACAAACAUCCAUCUGAGGCAUUAAGGUUUGAAAGGAUUCAUGUAUGUCAUUAAUUGAUUGAUUAGUUGCUCAAUGACAUUUUUCAUUUGGUUUGUUCUAAUAUUAAAGUAAUAAUAAAGUAUUUUCUUUCAACGUC